This is a messenger RNA of Parastagonospora nodorum SN15, 711 nucleotides long. RefSeq lists its product as hypothetical. The record is from RefSeq and is a predicted model, not a curated record. The transcript has 3 exons. The coding region runs from base 1 to 711 and encodes 236 amino acids. Lineage: Eukaryota; Fungi; Ascomycota; Dothideomycetes; Pleosporales; Phaeosphaeriaceae.
AUGCGCUCAGCAUACGGCGUUGUGGCGCUUGCAAGCCUUGUUUCUAGUAGGCCGGCGCCCGAAUCAACACUUAUAAAAUCGCAAGCCCUCGCUCUCGCGUACGUGGAUCAAGAGACUGGCUUCACAUUUUCCGAAUCCAAAGCGGCAGCAACCCUCUCUUCCAACAUCAUCUACCGCAUAGCCACUCCUGCCAACGUACCUUCCGGACAGCCCUACGAUGUAGUCCUUCAGAUCGUCGCUCCAAACUCUAUCGGCUGGGCCGGACUCGCAUGGGGCGGCAGCAUGGUCCGCAACCCGCUCACAGUCUCUUAUCCAAACGGCCAGAAAACUACUGCAUCAUCACGCUGGGCGACCGGCCACUCAACCCCCCAAUCCUACACCGGCGCCACCCUCACCCUCCUCUCAAAAGGCAACAAAUCAAACUCCACCCACUGGCAACUCACCGCAAAAUGUACCGGCUGCACCUCCUGGAUCGGCACCUCGGGCGCAACGCGCAUCGAUCCCAAGGACCAGAAGCGCCUGGGCUUUGCAUGCGCGGCGGCGAAGCCGUCCAGUCCGGGGUCGAACACGUCGACUAUCCCUGUGCAUGAUGUGUACAACUACUUUACUCACGAUUUUGCGGCAGGCGCGAACGCGAAUUUUGCGAGUUUGUUGACGAAGAAUGGCGUUUCGGGGGGCGGGGCGGAGACGGGGAAUGUUACGAUGGUUUAA